Molecule: messenger RNA, 300 nt
Organism: Gilbertella persicaria
Lineage: Eukaryota; Fungi; Mucoromycota; Mucoromycetes; Mucorales; Choanephoraceae
Exons: 1
Coding region: 1-300 (99 amino acids)
Source: RefSeq, a predicted model, not a curated record
AUGGGCAAAAGUGCAAAAUUCUAUAAGCGUCCUUCAAAGAAAGAAAAGGAAGGCAUUGUGUUAAAGAAGCUCGUUGAACCUUCUACGAUCUCAAAAAAGAAAGAAAAGACGAUCUCUAUUCCAGCCGACAUGUUUAAACCACAAAAGACAGAAAAUGCAAGCGAAGACAUUGACAUGACAGAAAACACAUCAAAACCCAAGAAGGAAAAGAAGGAAAAGCAACCUGAAUUACCAGACUAUGUAGAUUUGUUUUCUGGCAAAAAAACAUAUAAAAAGAUUCCCGGUAAAAGAAAACAGUAA